AAGGCUGAACAGGCUGAUCAGGAAUUCUCUCCAGCCAGGCUUCCUGUACAAGUGUCUGAAGCAGCCAUGGCAACUGUCCCUGAACUCAACAGUGAAAUGACAGCUUUCCACAGUGAUGACAAUGACAUGUUCUUUGAGGUUGAUGGGCCCCAAAAGAUGAAGUGCUGCUUCCAAGCCAUUGACCUGAGCUGUCCAGAUGAGAGCAUCCAGCUUCAAAUCUCCCAGCAGCAUUUCAACAAGAGCUUCAGGCAGGUGGUGUCUCUCAUCGUGGCUGUGGAGAAGCUGUGGAACAUCCCUGUCCCUUGCCCAUGGACCUUCCAGGAUGAAGACCUGAGAACUUUCUUUUCCUUCAUCUUUGAAGAAGAGCCCAUCUUCUGCGACUCCUGGGACGAUGAGCUGGUCGUGGCUGACGUCCCCAUCCGGCAGCUGCACUGCAGGCUCCGAGAUGAACAGCAGAAAUGCCUUGUGCUGUCUGACCCAUGUGAGCUGAAAGCUCUCCAUCUCAAUGGACAGAAUAUAAACCAACAAGUGGUAUUCUCCAUGAGCUUUGUACAAGGAGAAACAAGUGACAACAAGAUACCUGUGGCCUUAGGCCUUAAGGGAAAGAAUCUGUACCUGUCCUGUGUGAUGAAAGAUGAUACGCCCACCCUGCAGCUGGAGAGUGUGGAUCCCAAACAAUACCCAAAGAAGAAGAUGGAAAAGCGGUUUAUCUUCAACAAGAUAGAAAUCAAAACCAAGGUGGAGUUUGAGUCUGCGCAGUUCCCCAACUGGUACAUCAGCACCUCUCAAGCCGAACAUAAGCCUGUCUUCCUGGGAAACAACAGUGGCCAGGAUAUAGUUGACUUCACCAUGGAAUCCUUUGCUUCCUAGGAGGUCUGUGUGUGUUGAAUGAAGGUUCAAGCCCAAGUGUUGACACGAGAAGAACAGGCUGGACUAUUUCUAACGCCUGACCUAGGACAUGCUAAGGAACUCCCUUGUUGCCAAUGAGCAGACAGCUGUUUCCAGAGGAAUCAUUAGUCCUCUGCCAAGCCAGGUCUCUCUCUCCUCUCCUGUGUUUUCAGAGCCACCUUGACAGAAACCAUGGCACAUUCUGUUCAAAGAAAGCCUGACUUUUCUCCUGGCCUCUGAUGGGCAACCACUUACCUAUUUAUUUAUGUAUUUAUUGAUUGGUUGAUCUAUUUAACUUAAUUCAAGGAGGACACGAGGCAUGCCUACAAAAAAAAAAAAAUCUAGUUUUCAAUGUUUAUAGAAUAAAUUGAACUUGGAUCCAGUGCAUGGCCUGAACUGAGU
Molecule: messenger RNA, 1290 nt
Organism: Onychomys torridus (southern grasshopper mouse)
Lineage: Eukaryota; Metazoa; Chordata; Mammalia; Rodentia; Cricetidae
Gene: Il1b
Product: interleukin 1 beta
Exons: 7
Coding region: 67-870 (267 amino acids)
Biological process (GO): positive regulation of immature T cell proliferation in thymus; immune response; cytokine-mediated signaling pathway
Molecular function (GO): cytokine activity; interleukin-1 receptor binding
Source: RefSeq, a predicted model, not a curated record